This is a messenger RNA of Fusarium redolens, 1389 nucleotides long. RefSeq lists its product as uncharacterized. The record is from RefSeq and is a predicted model, not a curated record. Gene Ontology annotation, cellular component: mitochondrion. Bases 1 to 1389 code for a protein of 462 amino acids. NCBI's taxonomy places the organism in Eukaryota, Fungi, Ascomycota, Sordariomycetes, Hypocreales, Nectriaceae. The transcript has 3 exons. Gene Ontology annotation, molecular function: NAD binding; magnesium ion binding; isocitrate dehydrogenase (NADP+) activity. Gene Ontology annotation, biological process: isocitrate metabolic process.
AUGCCCGCCGCUGUCUUCGCCUCUUCCGUUCAGCGAUCUCUUCUCUCGUCUUCGCUGCGCCGUGUCGCUAUUACUUCAUCCGCCGUCCGCCCUGUCCGAGCUUCCUUCGGUGCUAUCCAAACCAUCUCUCCCUUCGCCGUCCGCACAAUGGCUUCCCACCAGAAGAUCAAGGUCAAGAACCCCGUCGUCGAGCUUGACGGUGAUGAGAUGACCCGCAUCAUCUGGCAGGUCAUCAAGGAUAAGCUCAUCCUUCCUUACCUCGACAUCGACCUCAAGUACUAUGAUCUUGGUCUUGAGUACCGUGAUGAGACCAACGAUCAGGUCACCAUCGAUGCCGCCGAGGCUAUCAAGAAGUACUCCGUCGGUGUCAAGUGUGCUACCAUCACCCCCGAUGAGGCUCGUGUCGAAGAGUUCAAGCUGAAGCAGAUGUGGCUUUCCCCCAACGGAACCAUCCGAAAUGCCCUUGGUGGUACAGUCUUCCGUGAGCCCAUUGUCAUCCCCCGCAUUCCCCGUCUUGUUCCUGGCUGGAAGAAGCCCAUCAUCAUUGGCCGUCACGCCUUUGGUGACCAGUACCGCGCCAAGGACGCUGUCCUUCCCGGCCCUGGUAAGCUUUCCAUGGUCUACACCCCUGAGGGUGGCCAGCCUCAAGAGAUUGAGGUCUUCCAGUUUAAGAACGGCGGUGGUGUCGCUCAGACCCAGUACAACACCGACGAGUCCAUCACUGGUUUCGCCCACGCUUCCUUCAAGCUUGCUCUUGACAAGGAGCUCCCUCUCUACAUGAGCACCAAGAACACUAUCCUCAAGAAGUACGAUGGUCGAUUCAAGGAUAUCUUCCAGGAGAUCUACGAGUCCACCUACAAGAAGGACUUCGAGGCCAAGAAGAUCUGGUACGAGCACCGUCUCAUUGACGACAUGGUCGCCCAGAUGAUCAAGAGCUCUGGUGGUUACAUCAUGGCCCUCAAGAACUACGACGGUGAUGUCCAGUCCGACAUUGUCGCCCAGGGCUUCGGCUCUCUCGGUCUCAUGACCUCCGUUCUCAUCACUCCUGAUGGCAAGACCUUCGAGUCUGAGGCUGCCCACGGUACUGUCACUCGCCACUACCGUGAGCACCAGAAGGGUAACGAGACCUCCACUAACCCCAUUGCCUCAAUCUUCGCCUGGACCCGUGGUCUCGUCCAGCGUGGCAAGCUCGACGACACCCCCGAGGUUGUCGCCUUUGCUGAGAGCCUUGAGAAGGCUUGCAUUGACACUGUCGAUAUUGACGGUAUCAUGACCAAGGAUCUUGCCCUUGCCACUGGCAAGUCUGAGCGCAAGGACUAUGUCACCACCAACGAGUACAUGGAUGCCGUUGAGCGCCGCCUCAAGCGAACCCUCAAGGAGAAGCUGUAA